Messenger RNA from Paramecium pentaurelia, 2055 nucleotides. NCBI's taxonomy places the organism in Eukaryota, Ciliophora, Oligohymenophorea, Peniculida, Parameciidae. The record is from the annotation of a GenBank genome assembly.
AUGUAAUUUAUUCCAUUCUCACCUUUGAUCGAUAUUGGAUUUUGGUCAUAAUUAUCAAAAAAUAAGAUUGAGAUUUACAAAUUAGAUGAUGGUGAAAGAUCUUUGCUAGUAAAAACAAAGAUAAAUCCAUAUCAAGAGAAAACUUCAUAAUUAUAUUUGGAUAUAUAUGCUUUCCAAGAUGAGAUAACAUUAAACAAAUCUGGUCCUUUUGAAAUUUAUUCAAGAAUUUAAUUCUAAAACUACAACACAAUAGAGACCUAUUAAGAAUUUGAUCAUUUGAAUUAUGUGCAAUUAACUUUUAAAAAAAUGAUUGAAUCAUUUUCUAAAGAUGAGAAGCCAAAUCUAUUUCAAGGAAGAAUGAGCAUCUUUGCAGAUUUAAAGAAAUAUUUAUUUUACUAUAAGUUAGUUGUUCCCUAAUUUUAAAUUGAAAACAUAUAGAAUAUCAUUUAAAAAAGUCUUACAGAUUAUUUAGGUGAUCAAAUGUAAUUAUUUUAAUAGUAAUUAUCUCUUAUAAUUCAAUAAUAAUAAAAAGAGAUAUCUAAUACUUCAUUUGUCAUAUUAAGAAAAGAGAAUUUAUAAUAUGUACAAUUUGAUGAAUAUUAAAAAAAUAAAUAAGAUGUAAUAUUCUUGUAUUUCGAUUCAUAUAAUUAAUCAUAAUUGAAUGGUUAAUUUAAUAAUUUUAUAGCUUAUUUGAUAACAAAUAAUUCUAUAAAAGAUUAACUUAAUAAUAUUAAUAUAAUAGUAAUAAAAGAUGCAUUGACAAUUAAUAAGAAUCAAUUUUCUUUGAAAAAUUCUAUUUAUUUAGAGUUAAAUCUAUCUGAAUCUAAAAUAGUUGAAUAAAAUGGAUAAUAUAAAGCUUUCAAUAUUGAAGGUUAUCUUUAAGAAAAGAAAAUAGAUUUGAAAUCAUUUAUGGAUGAAUAAUCGUAUUAAAAUAUUUAUUAUUAUUAUUUAGUUUAGCUAGAGAAGCUGUAGAUUUGAAUAUUAAAUUAAUGAAGUGGAGAUUAUUGCCUGAAUUAGAUUUAGAAAAAGUUUAAACAUAGAAAGUUCUAUUAAUUGGAGCAGGGACAUUAGGAUGUUAAUUAGCAAGAAAUCUUAUUGGAUGGGGAAUAAGAAAAAUAACAUUUGUAGAUUAUGGGAAGAUAUCUUAUAGUAAUCCUGUUAGAUAAAGUUUAUAUGAUUUUGAAGAUUCAACAAAAGGAGGAAGACCAAAAGCUGAAGUGGCUGCUGAAAAAUUAAAGAAAAUCUUUCCUGAUAUUGAAAGUGAAGGAUAUUAACUUUAAAUUCCUAUGCCUGGUCAUUUUGUAACAGAAUUAUAAGUUUAAUAAACAUUAGAAUCAUUUUAUAAAUUAAGUGAAUUAGUAAGUACUCAUGAUGCUGUAUUUUUAUUAACAGAUUCAAGGGAAUCUAGAUGGUUACCAACUGUAUUAAGUAAUGCUUAUGGAAAGAUGUGUUUUUCUGUUGCUUUAGGAUUUGAUUCAUUUUUGAUAAUAAGACAUGGUAUUUCAUUAAAAAAAUAUAAUCCUGAAAUUCAUGGUGAAAGAUUAGCUUGUUAUUUUUGUAAUGAUAUUUCAUCUCCUGGUAAUUCAAUGAAGGAUAGAACUUUAGAUUAAUAAUGUACAGUUACUCGUCCUGGUUUAUCAUUUUUGGCUUCAGCUUAUUCAUCAGAAUUAUUUGUUAGUUUGAUUCAUAGUCCAUUAUUAGAUGGUACUCCAGCAUCUGAUAAUACAGAAUAAUUAUAAUAAACAGAUUUAGGAAUAUUACCACAUUUUUUAAGAGGUUAAUUAUCAGAUUUUGAAGUUAGAUUAUUUUAUGGAAGAGCAUUUAAACAGUAUUAAUAAAAUUAAAAUUUAGUUGUGUAGCAUGUUCUUAAUAAAUUUUAGAUGCUUUAGAGAAGAAUCCAUAAUAAUUUUUAUUGGAAGCAUUGAAUCGACCUGAUGUUCUAUAAGAUAUUUCAGGAAUAACUGAAGAAUUGACUUAAAAUAAAUAAGAGAUUCAUGAAAUUUAAGAUAUUGAUGGAGAUGAUGAAUGCUCUGUUUUAUAGAUAAUUUCAUGAAA